UGGAGCCCUUGAAGAGACGAUGAGUUGGUUUAUUGUCAGAGACAGGAAAACCACGCUGUCUAACCGGGUUUGUUCCAGGCUGUUGACCCAAAAAGCAGCCUUCGCCUCUGAAACCUCAGACUGUCUGACAGAUCAAGUCCCUUGUGCUGCAACGUUUUCAUCCCCCCCAGACUGCACUGAGAUGAUGUGACAGGUCUUGUUCCCUGUGCCUUCCAGUGACUGUACCCACCGCCGAGGCCACCAUGCAGGAGUGCCAUACUGCGUUGUGUCUGUCUGUCUACCUUGUCACCUUUUUGACGGGCCUCCCAGCCAACGCUGUGGCCUUCUACACCUUCAGCAAGAAGGUAAGGCAAAAACCCACGCCCAUCGACAUCCUGCUCCUCAACCUGACCAUCUCGGACCUCCUCUUCCUGCUCUUCCUGCCCUUCAAGAUGCAGGAAGUCACGAACAAUAUGACCUGGAGUCUACCCUACAUCCUCUGUCCUUUAUCUGGCUUCUUCUUCUACAUGACUAUCUACGUCAGCACCUUAUUCCUGACAGCGGUCAGUGUGGAGCGCUACCUGGGCGUGGCCUUCCCCAUCCAACACUCGCUGAAGCGCCGGCCCCUGUAUGCCGUGGUGGCCAGUGUAUUUAUCUGGGUCUUCUCCGUCCUCCAACUGAGCAUCGUCGUCAUCAUGCCCUACUACAACCCACCGCAAGACUCCCUCAGUUCCACAACCAACUCUUCCAACAGCUAUGAAUUCUCAAACGUCUCCAAUGCACCUCUUAGUGACGGCAACAACAUUGCGUCUUCCAGGAAUGUGUGCUAUGAGGGCUUCAGCGAGAAGCAACUGGCGAUCCUCCUGCCUGUGCGUCUGGAGCUCUGCCUGGUUCUAUUCUGUGUACCUUUCCUCAUCUGCAGCUUUUGCUACAUCAACUUCAUCCGCAUACUCUCCGGCCUGCCCCACAUCGGGCGUCGCAGACGCCUCCGUGCUAUCGGCCUGGCUCUGGGGACACUGCUGGUGUUUGCCUUCUGCUUCGGCCCCUACAACGUCUCCCACAUUGUGGGCUUUAUAACCAGGAAGAACCCAGACUGGAGAGACAUGGCCUUGCUCUGCAGCACCUUCAACGCCUGCUUGGACCCCUUCAUCUUCUACUUCUCCUCCUCAGCUGUCAGAGGGACCCUAGGGAGUAUGUUGCAGGGGGCCAGAAUCAGGCUGGCCAAGUGUAUGUUCUGUGGCUGUCACAUCCACUGGUCUCCUUGGAAUGGAACGAGCGAGCCUCAGAAAGAUAAGGGACCCAAACAAGUAGAGAUGAAUGCUAUCUGAAGUUAAUUGAAUAAGGCCUGUAUUAACUGAAAUGAGAUAUUGUGCUCCUCAUGUCUAGUGGCAGGAUAUGAGUGCUCUGAUGUUUAUGUUUUCACAUUUUACUGUAUCUGUG
This is a messenger RNA of Oncorhynchus masou masou (cherry salmon), 1419 nucleotides long. RefSeq names its product free fatty acid receptor 2-like. The transcript has a single exon. Gene Ontology annotation, biological process: cellular response to fatty acid; G protein-coupled receptor signaling pathway. Gene Ontology annotation, cellular component: plasma membrane. Bases 243 to 1307 code for a protein of 354 amino acids. NCBI's taxonomy places the organism in Eukaryota, Metazoa, Chordata, Actinopteri, Salmoniformes, Salmonidae. Gene Ontology annotation, molecular function: G protein-coupled receptor activity. The record is from RefSeq and is a predicted model, not a curated record.